AUGAACACGUCCGUUAGUGAGCAUGUUUUCACAGGUGAAAUUUUUAGAGGCGGAGCAGAUAUUCCUGCCUCCUCAAACUACCGGCAAACGCAAAGUCUCCGCGGCAUUCACCCCUCCCCCCUCCAUGACCUCCUAGAGUUUGCCGAAGCCCACAUUCACACAAUUCAAGGCUACCUCCAGCGUGGGCUUAGCCCAGGAGAAGCAAUGAGCGCAAUAGGCAUGAGCGAACAGAUACAGAGCGUAUUGGUUGACCCCGAAUUCGAAGGGAUCCGUCAAACCGAGGAGAUACAAUUCUGGCUCAAGCUGGCCGUCCGGACGAACUACGAGAUAAUCCGCUGGAACCGGCGGAUACUCAAGAGCCAUGCUAAGAGGCGGAGCGAACCCAAAUGA
Molecule: messenger RNA, 390 nt
Organism: Penicillium malachiteum
Lineage: Eukaryota; Fungi; Ascomycota; Eurotiomycetes; Eurotiales; Aspergillaceae
Exons: 1
Coding region: 1-390 (129 amino acids)
Source: RefSeq, a predicted model, not a curated record